Dermatophagoides pteronyssinus (European house dust mite) is the source of this 2433-nucleotide messenger RNA. It is a transcript of the gene trc, whose product is annotated as Serine/threonine-protein kinase tricornered. Gene Ontology annotation, molecular function: protein serine/threonine kinase activity; ATP binding. The record is from RefSeq and is a predicted model, not a curated record. NCBI's taxonomy places the organism in Eukaryota, Metazoa, Arthropoda, Arachnida, Sarcoptiformes, Pyroglyphidae. Gene Ontology annotation, biological process: protein phosphorylation.
UUGUUGGCAUUUAAAAUGCGUAUAUGGAAAACUGCUUCCAAUUCUCCAACGCCACCAUCAACAAUAACUUCAUCGACAAAUGAUGUUAAUGUGGAUAAUGUUGUUGUUGAUGUGGAUAAUUCCUUAACACUUCGAACAAACAAAGGAAACGAAAACAAUAAUGAUGAUAUUAUUAUAGACAAUAUUCAUUGUCAAAAGAAAAAAAAAUCAAAUCGUUCAAAAUUUUUUCAUUCAUCAUCAUUUUCAUCAUGUUCAUCAUCAACAACGACAUCAACACAAUCAUCACAUGGUGGUGGUGGUGGUGAUAAUGAUAUUUCAUCAUCAUCAACAUCAUCUCCUUCAAAAAUUAUCUGUACACCUAAGAAAAUUUUAUCUAAUCUAACUAAUCAUCAUCAUCAUCAACAGCAAAACAAUAAAGAUUUUGAUAAUAAUGAUGAUGAUCAUCAUCAUACAACAUUGUCCAGUAGAUUUCGUUGUCUUUCAAAUGUAAAAAAUUUAAAAAAACAACAACAACAAUCGAUAUCAUCAAAAUCAUCAUCAAUAUCAUCGAUAUCAUCAUCAUGUUUAUCCAAUAAACAAUCUCAACGUGUUGGUGGUGGUUGUGAUUUAAAAAAAAUGGCUGCAGCAACAACAACAACAACUACUUCACAACAACAAGAUCAAACAGAUUCUACAAAUCAACAGCCACAAUCGAUUGAUUCAAUGGCACCAAUAUCAUCAUCAACAACAACAAGUGGUACAUCAAGUCCAAAUAUUCCAACUGAUAAUAUGAUGGCUACUACUGGUGGUGGUAUUAUGGUCUCAAGUUUAAUGAUGAAUCAAUCAACAACGAAUCAUCAUAACAAUAAUGAUAAUAAUCAUUCAUCUGGUCAUCAAAUAAGAUUUUCUGGUCAUACAAUUGAUAAAGCAACAAAAGCUAAAGUACAUUUAGAAAAUUAUUAUUCAAAUCUUAUAUCACAACAUUUGGAAAGAAGAAUAAGACAUGAACGUUUAGAAGAAUCAAUGCGUGAUGAAGGUCUUUCAGAAGAACAAAAACAAGAAAAACGUUUACAACAUGCACAAAAAGAAACAGAAUUUUUACGGCUAAAAAGAUCUCGAUUAGGUGUUGAAGAUUUUACACCAUUAAAAGUUAUUGGUCGUGGUGCAUUUGGUGAAGUGAGAUUAGUACAAAAAAAUGAUACUGGACAUGUUUAUGCAAUGAAAAUAUUACGUAAAGCUGAUAUGGUUGAAAAAGAACAAGUUGGUCAUGUUAGAGCUGAACGUGAUUUUUUAGUUGAAGCUGAUCAUCAAUGGGUUGUUAAAAUGUAUUAUAGUUUUCAAGAUUCUAUUAAUCUUUAUUUAAUUAUGGAGUUUCUACCUGGAGGCGAUAUGAUGACUUUAUUGAUAAAAAAAGAUACAUUAACGGAAGAAUGUGCACAAUUUUAUAUUGCUGAAACAGCAUUAGCAAUUGAAUCAAUACAUAAAUUAGGUUUUAUUCAUCGUGACAUUAAACCGGAUAAUUUAUUAUUGGAUGCACGGGGCCAUAUAAAAUUAUCCGAUUUUGGUCUGUGUACUGGAAUGAAAAAAUCUCAUCGUACAGAAUUUUAUCGUGAUCUAUCACAAGCUAAACCCAGUGAUUUUACAUCAAGUCCAAUGGAUUCAAAACGUCGUGCUGAAUCAUGGAAAAAAAAUCGUCGACAAUUAGCCUAUUCAACUGUUGGUACACCGGAUUAUAUUGCACCAGAAGUUUUUAAAAAAACUGGUUAUGGUGCAAGUGCCGAUUGGUGGUCAUUAGGUGUUAUAAUGUAUGAAAUGUUAAUCGGUUAUCCACCAUUCUGUUCGGAAACACCACAUGAAACUUAUCAAAAAGUAAUGAAUUGGCGUGAUACAUUAGUGUUUCCACCUGAAGUUCCUAUCAGUAAUGAAGCACGUGAUCUCAUUUUAAGAUUUUGUAAUGAUAAUGAUCGUCGUAUUGGUUCACAUCAUGGUAUCGAUGAAAUUAAACAACAUUCAUUUUUUAAGGGCGUUGAUUGGGAACAUAUUCGUGAACGACCGGCAGCUAUACCUGUUGAAGUUAAAUCAAUCGAUGAUACUUCAAAUUUUGAUAAUUUUGAUGAUGUUGAUUUAAAAAUUCCAUCCGCAUCGAAUAAAGAUCCUGAAAGCGGUGGAAUCAAAGAUUGGGUAUUCAUCAAUUAUACAUUUAAACGUUUCGAAGGACUAACACAUCGUGGCGUUAAACAGCCAAGAAAAAGUUGAAUUUCUGUUUAUGUUUUCUUUUGUUUUGUUUUUCACUUUCAAUUAGACACACACACAUACACAUUACUUCUCUCAUUUAUUUUUGUGAUCAAAUUUUAUUUUAUUCUUUAUUCAAAUGCUGAUAAUGUUUCAGAAAAGUAUUCUUUUUGCUAAUUAUUUUUUUUUCAUUUUAUUUUUCUCAUUGAUCAAUUGAUCGUU